Pantherophis guttatus is the source of this 3449-nucleotide messenger RNA. It is a transcript of the gene NRSN1, whose product is annotated as neurensin 1. The record is from RefSeq and is a predicted model, not a curated record. NCBI's taxonomy places the organism in Eukaryota, Metazoa, Chordata, Lepidosauria, Squamata, Colubridae. Gene Ontology annotation, biological process: nervous system development. Gene Ontology annotation, cellular component: neuron projection; transport vesicle; neuronal cell body.
AGGUUAGUCUUUGUUAUUAUUGGCCUUGUUAACCUAACAGUGCUAACAGUAUUUAUAGACCAACAGUACAAUUAUUACAAUUUUAUAGGCCAACUUAGCACAGAAUUCUCUGGGUGUCUUACAACAAGAAAUAACUGAAUAAUUUAAAGUACAACAAUAACAGAGACAGUAAAAAUUAAACACAGUUGUGGUUACUAACACCAGCUUUAAAAAAAAAACAGCUAGAGAAACUGGUGUACGAAAAUUUAAAAGGAAAAUGUAUUUGUCAGGCAGUUAACUCUCUUGCCCCAAAAAUAUUAUUCAGUCCAACCUUUAGUGAAGAACCAAGUGCUAUAAUGACAGAGGGCUUGUGCAAAUCUAGAGAACUUGUUGGCUAUAAUUCAGUUGGAUAGAAGUAAAGAUGGACAAAUAAUUAUAUCUCUCUGUCCAACUUUCUGGUUUGAAUUCAAUAUAUUUCAGAAUUUUUUGCCAAUACAGUAACUACUUCAUGCGGUAUUCAUGACUAUUGCUACUCAAAAAAAGAAACCCCAAACAUAUUAUUCCAUCCAAAACUACAAGAGGUUGUCUCUAAGAUAUGACUAAGGAUUGAUGAUCCCAAUGCAAGAGUGAUGCAAGUUGCCAUGUCCAUCAGGUGGGAAGGAUGAGUGCGUAUGCUGACAUUUAUGCAUCAAAGCAGGGACAACAGGGUUCCACAGAGGGUGGUUACCAGCGCUAUGGAGUUCGCUCUUAUCUGCAUCAGUUUUAUGAAGACUGCACAGGAUCCAUUUGGGAGUAUGAUGAUGAUUUUCAGAUCCAGAGAUCACCCAACAAGUGGAGCUCUACAUUUUGGAAGAUUGGACUCAUCUCGGGGACAAUGUUUAUGCUGACAGGGAUUAUAGUUCUUGUAGUAGGGUUUCUGGUAACCCCCAAAAUUGAAGCCCUUGGAGUAGAAGAUUUUGUGGUAGUGGAUUCCCAUGCUGUCCAAUUUAACCGAGCCCUUGAUGUGUGUAAGUUGGCAGGAGCAAUAUUAUUUUGCAUUGGAGGGACCACAAUGGCAGCCUGUUUACUUAUGUCCGCAUUUGCAAAAAGCUACUCGAAAGAAGAAAAGUACCUGCAACAGAAAUUUAAAGAGAGAAUAGCAGAUAUGAAAGUCCAGACAUAUCCAGUCACAAAAGCCCCAGCACCUGGAGAAUCCAAGAUACCCGUUACAUUGUCCAAAGUUCAAAAUAUCCAACCAUUAUCUGAGACCUGAUUCCUGUUCUCUCUAUCCUAACACACCCUUCUUGUGAAUUUGAAAAGGUGGUCUUGACUAGCACUUGAACCUGGGUUUGCAGUGCGGCAGUUCUGCACUCAGCAGGAAAAGAAGCAGGCAGGGGGGGGAAACCCCUAUUUUGAUAGGACUACAGGAGUGACAAGGAAGUGAAGGUUCAGCCAUCAUUGGUUUCAAUAAAGCGUUAUCAUGUAUGUUGUGAAGGGGUUUUUUUUAAUGUCCACAGAACCAUUUAGGUUCUCCCUUCCAGAACAUGGUUCAUUCUUCUCUAUUUAGCUCAUCCUUGUUACAUAUUUUAUUCCUUAUUUAAAUAAUGAAUAUGUCUGUCUGUUUAGUGUGAACAAUUUAAAUUGUGUCCUGUUCAAAAAGAAUGGUCAGAGUCCCACAAAAACUCUGAGUGUGCAUGUAUCAGAGAGCAGAAAGCAGGCAAUUUCUGUUUCUAUUCCUCUGGAAUAGAAUUACGUUUAUUCCCCUGGAGUGCAAGCAGAACCACACCUUAUGCAAACAUAAAAAAAAAAAAAUCCAUCAUAUGCUGCCAAAGCUUCUUCCUACUGCAAUUGUGACUUUCAGCUUGUCACUCUUUUGAGAGGGGAACACAAUUUGCUUGUGUUUUGUAUCUCAAAGAGGCUUAAUACUGUUUUAAAAACAUAGAAAACAUCACUCCCCAAACCAGAAAACCACAGUCUCGUCCUCUUGCACAAUGCAGCUUUGCUUCACUGUGCAAAUUCAUUCCCAGCCAUUAUAUAUAAUAACAGUAGCAAAUGAUGGUGCCACUUUUAAGUCAAAAUAUAUAGUAUAUAGGUCAAUUUAUCAUAUUGAUCAAAAGCUCAUCUUUUUAAAGCGAUUACGACAUUUGUAAUCAUUGAAAGAAAGGCUGCACUGAACAGGUUUCUUCUAGGGUCACUCUCAAUCCCUCAGCCUACAUAUAUCUUUAUUUUUUUAACUCUCCGUUUCUAUUAAGAUUCACCAAGGCUAUUAUGAAAGGUGCCCAGUGUUUAGCAUAGAAAAGAAUACAGAAUUAAUGAACUCAGUUGCAGGUCUGGCCUUGAGCGCUUAUGAAGAAAAAAACAUGGACUGAUUGUGCUAGACAGGGUGCACAGUUUUACUAGAACAAGGGAAGGGCAAUAAAAAUAUCAUCGCAUUUGGAUUUAUACAUAGAGCUCUUAUAGUGUAUAUAGGCAUAUGGAGAUUCUUCCUUUUAAUGUCAUGGCUAUCAAAGACACACUACAACAGCAUCAAGUAACCAGAAGAGCAAGAACCAGAACUUUAUAUCUACUUUGAUAUCCGAAGCAGUAAAGAGGGAGUAACGAAGAAGAAGAAGAGAAGAAGAAGAAUGUCAUGGUGGGAACACGUACACCCACUACACAAACACACAUACACAUUACAUACAUACAUACAUACAUGCAUACAUAUAUACAUACAUACAUACCUGUGUUUUCCAGAAAAUAAGACCGGGUCUUAUAUUAAUUUUUGCUCCAAAAGUUGCAUUAGGGCUUAUUUUCUGGUUAGGUCUUAGUUUUGGGAAAAUAUGGUACUAAAUGCAUCAUCUGGCUGACAAUCUUAACUGGGGCUUAUUUUGGGGGUAGGGCUUAUAUUAUGAGCAUCCUGGAAAAAUCAUGCUAGGACUUGUUUUCCGGUUGGGUCUUAUUUUCAGGGAAACAGGGUACAUACAUAUAUAUAUAUACAUACAUACAUACAUACAUACAUACAUACAUACAUACAUACAUACAUACAUAUCUGCAUACACAGAGAGAAAAAGCCACAGCAAGGUUGGCCUAUUCCAUUUGUGAAAAUCACUAUCAACAUCCCUGUCCGUGAUUUGUUAUUAAUUUCAGCAGGACUGUUGUAGGAAGAACGUCGGGAAGUAUUGCAUUUAUUUUGAUGUCUGAGAUAUUCUUCCAUCUUUCCUUGAAUCUGUUUGAUCUUGAGUUGAAGUAUCAGAUAUUAUGUUUCUGAUUAAGAAAGCAAACUUAUCCUUAAGCAGAGAACAGCUGUGAAAAUGCUUACUUACUGUUUUACCUUUUCACUAAAAAUAUAAAUCAUACAUGUCUCAAGAGACAGUUACUGUCAACCCUUUUAUCAAUGGAACUAAAAAAAAUAACCUAUGUAAAAAUGUGAACUUUGUAUUAUUUGACAACAUGUGUUACCCUACAAUUCCGUAUAUUUUUUCCAAUGGACUAAUAAAACUAUUGAGAACUAA